This is a messenger RNA of Hibiscus syriacus, 816 nucleotides long. Its product is annotated as tyrosine-protein phosphatase DSP3-like. The transcript is spliced from 5 exons. Bases 199 to 801 code for a protein of 200 amino acids. Gene Ontology annotation, biological process: protein dephosphorylation. Gene Ontology annotation, cellular component: cytoplasm. Lineage: Eukaryota; Viridiplantae; Streptophyta; Magnoliopsida; Malvales; Malvaceae. Gene Ontology annotation, molecular function: phosphatase activity. The record is from RefSeq and is a predicted model, not a curated record.
UUUUCUAAACUCAUUCCCUCACAGAAAGAGGAGUUUCGUUACAAGAACUGGAAUCCUAACAGAUAACUGAUGCUAUGCCGUUUUCAUUGUUUUCAAAGAAACUAAAAACCCUCUCUUAAUUCUCUUUUAAAAGCAGCCGUAAACAGUUGCUCAUUGCUCUUGAUCUCUCUUUUUUCUUUCUUUCAUUGAAUCAGAAGGAUGGGGUGCAUUGUGGAAGAAGACUAUGGAGACAUCGAAAUAGAGUCGCCAUCCAAUUUUUCCACGGUGAAUGAAGGGAUUUACAGAUCUAGUUGCCCUCGACCCGCCAAUUUUUCCUUCUUGGAGACCCUAAACCUCCGAUCCAUCAUAUAUUUGUGUCCGGGGCCAUACCCUGAGGAGAAUAUGGAGUUUCUUCGAACUCAUAAUAUCACGCUUUUCCAGUUCGGGAUUGAAGGGAAAACGGAGCCUUCAGCUGCUACUCUUAAGGAUGCCAUCAGGGGAGCUCUCAAGAUCUUAAUCGAUGUGAGAAAUCAUCCUGUUUUGAUCCACUGCAAGCGCGGAAAGCAUCGGACUGGUAGUCUUGUUGGUUGCUUGAGGAAAUUGCAGAAUUGGUGCUUGUCAUCUGUAUUUGAGGAGUACCAACAUUUUGCUGGCAUCAAAUCCCGACCUACUGAUAUGAGAUUUAUUGAAACGUUUGAUGUCGUGUGUCUGAGGCAGUGUCUUCACAGCCUAAUUUACCAAUACCAUGGAUAUGGUUCAAAAAAGAGGCGGCUGCUGUACAGAGAAGACAAUGUACAAAAGCCCCGAGUAGCGUCUGCUUAGAUUGCAAACUUCAUU